AUGUCCGACAGCCAUAGCGAAGUCGGCUCGGAGGUCUCGCUGCCCAGCACUGCGGCGACCAACGAGCUGCUCUACGAUUACGACCAGUGUAUCGCCGCCCUCGAAGGAACAAGCGUCCCAGUUGAUCUCACCUCGGCCGCUGCACGCUGUGCCGUAAUCCGAGGCCUGCGCUGCUCCUACGACUUCGCAGUCAGCCCAGACAUAGUCGAUCUGUGCGCUUCACUGCAAUUUCCGGAAUUUGUUCGCGCACGCAAUGCCCGGCUUAUCAUGAGCAACGUGGUUCCGGAUGGUCUUGAACACCCCGAGUCCCAGCCAUACUGUAUCUGGAACCCGGACUUUGCCACAGAGCAGACCUAUCGCCAGGUUGCGCAACGGUACCCUGCUAUGCGCUAUCAGGUCGGCCGUGCCUGUGCCGCCGCUGGAUAUCUUACGCUGUAUACGGAGCUCAAACUCCUUCCUGAUGUCUCCAUUGCUGAAGAAGCUCGGGAGGGCAAUACCGAAGGGGGAGGUCAAAUCUACCAGUCGAUCAUGUCUUCACCACUGAAAUAUGCCGUGAUGGAUGAUUAUACACGCUCAAUUAACGCGGAAAGCCCGCCGCAUCCUGCCUUCCUCAAUGCCGACACACAUGUUCGCUGGAAGUUACAGUGGCGGUUCACGCCCGCAGAGGAUGCCACGGAGGACUUUGGGCCUGAGGAAAUCGAUAUUGAAGAGGAUCGGUACAUGGGCCUCGAAAGGGAAGAGCCAGACAAGUCUCGCUACGAUGAACUGAAUCCGCAAGAGGCGACGCUUCUCUGGCAGCCUCUGCCUCUCGAUCUACCAACGAUGAAAAAAGAUCUGCUCCGUCAAAUGGCCGCCUUUGAAGGAAGCGUGGACCGAUAUGACAGGCUUAUGAACCGCCGAUCUCGGGUAGAAAUUGACUCACUCGAGAUCCUCUGCGUCGUGCGUGGCAUCUAUCACCACACGAUGUUCGCGCGGUGGUGGCAGCACCAGCUCGACACGGGCGCUUUCCAAGACCGAAUGACCAAAGAAGAGCGGGACAAGAUCCAAACCGCCAUUAAUGCCCGCCGAGUCAUGAUCAACGAGAUUGGAACCUUCACCGACGACACCCCCUGCAAGCCGUGGCUGAUCUGGUAUCCCCUCAAACCGGAAUUCACAGCACUGUCUAAUCUUGCGAAUCGAUGCCCUUCCAUGCAUGUGCAGAUCGGUAUCGCCGCCAUGCAUUGCGGCUACUAUGGUUUAUAUAAACGGCUCAAUCUCCGGCCCAACAUUGCCCUCAUGUAUGCGGCCGAAGACGUCCGCAGUUCCCAUUACAAGGAAGAUCUUGAAAGCCGCGCAGCAGAGCUCGGGAUUACCGAUCUCUCGAAAGAAGGCCCCCGGAUUGAACAGUCCAGCGAGAGGCAUGGAACGUUAAGCCGUGACUUGGAGCCCACGGGCCGUGGAAUCAGUACGCGCCUCCACUCGGAACACAUGUAUCCGCUGGGUGGAGGAUAUUUUCGGAGAAACUUCGCAUACGGGGGCUACUUUGAGAGAUAUGUCUGGCUCUCGUUUGAAACGAUUCGGAAGAUGGAGGUUGCAGGCUACCGUUGGGAGGAAGGUUCUGGGUUCUUAAAAAAUAGUGAUACGCAUUGGUUUCUGACGCAUGAAGUCAUAAAGGAUGAGAAUGGAAACGAGGUUAUUGACGCCAGCGAUGAGGACUAG
Aspergillus affinis is the source of this 1698-nucleotide messenger RNA. RefSeq lists its product as uncharacterized. The record is from RefSeq and is a predicted model, not a curated record. Lineage: Eukaryota; Fungi; Ascomycota; Eurotiomycetes; Eurotiales; Aspergillaceae. The transcript has a single exon. Bases 1 to 1698 code for a protein of 565 amino acids.